Messenger RNA from Molossus molossus (Pallas's mastiff bat), 3134 nucleotides. RefSeq names its product CCR4-NOT transcription complex subunit 2 (gene CNOT2). Gene Ontology annotation, biological process: regulation of stem cell population maintenance; regulation of DNA-templated transcription; nuclear-transcribed mRNA poly(A) tail shortening. The coding region runs from base 449 to 2080 and encodes 543 amino acids. The record is from RefSeq and is a predicted model, not a curated record. Gene Ontology annotation, cellular component: P-body; CCR4-NOT core complex. The transcript is spliced from 18 exons. Lineage: Eukaryota; Metazoa; Chordata; Mammalia; Chiroptera; Molossidae.
UCACCAUUCCCCGCCCCUGGACCCCGCGGCCCACCUCGCACCCAGGGCCCGUGCCCAAUGUGAAUCAACCCGCCCCAGGGGAACCGUAGCGGCCGCAGAGGCCCCGCUCGCUAUAACGGCCGCGGAGAAGCUGCGAGCCUCCCGCCUCCGCGGUGGAUACGUCGCCAUCUUGGAUCCGCGGGACAAGAAAAUUCAUGCGAGGGAGAACUGGUGGGCGGUCCUUCCUGUGACACGACCCUUGAGUGACAGUUCUGUUUGAUUGCCUCCAGUACUGUGAGGAAAGGACACGACUCUAUGGUGAGGACUGAUGGACAUACAUUAUCUGAGAAAAGAAACUACCAGGAGUUUAUUUGAGCCAAACAGGUCACAUACUGGGAAAUAGGAUCUCAAAUACUUCCGUGGAGCUGACAUUUUAAAGCAUAGAAAGACAUUAAACAAAAGAAAUUAAAUGCAUUGUAAAUUAUAUGCUGAUACAAUCUGGAGAAAAAAAAAUAAAGUAGGAAAGGUGACAAACAGCAUGUUUGGUGCUUCAAGAAAGAAGUUUGUAGAGGGGGUCGACAGUGACUACCAUGACGAAAAUAUGUACUACAGCCAGUCUUCUAUGUUUCCACAUCGGUCAGAAAAAGAUAUGCUGGCAUCACCAUCUACAUCAGGUCAGCUGUCUCAGUUUGGGGCAAGUUUAUACGGGCAACAAAGUGCACUAGGCCUUCCAAUGAGGGGAAUGAGCAACAAUACCCCUCAGUUAAAUCGCAGCUUAUCACAAGGCACUCAGUUACCGAGCCACGUCACGCCAACAACAGGGGUACCAACAAUGUCACUUCACACGCCUCCAUCUCCAAGCAGGGGUAUUUUGCCUAUGAAUCCUAGGAAUAUGAUGAACCACUCCCAGGUUGGUCAGGGCAUUGGAAUUCCUAGCAGGACAAAUAGCAUGAGCAGUUCAGGGUUAGGUAGCCCCAACAGAAGCUCGCCAAGCAUAAUAUGUAUGCCAAAGCAGCAGCCUUCUCGACAGCCUUUUACUGUGAACAGUAUGUCUGGAUUUGGAAUGAACAGGAAUCAGGCAUUUGGAAUGAAUAACUCCUUAUCAAGUAACAUUUUUAAUGGAACAGAUGGAAGCGAAAAUGUGACAGGAUUGGACCUUUCAGAUUUUCCAGCAUUAGCAGACCGAAACAGAAGGGAAGGAAGUGGUAACCCAACUCCAUUAAUAAACCCCUUGGCUGGAAGAGCUCCUUACGUUGGAAUGGUAACAAAACCAGCAAAUGAGCAAUCCCAGGACUUCUCAAUACACAACGAAGAUUUUCCAGCAUUACCUGGUUCCAGCUAUAAAGAUCCAACAUCAAGUAAUGAUGACAGUAAAUCUAAUUUGAAUACAUCUGGCAAGACAACUUCAAGUACAGAUGGACCCAAAUUCCCUGGAGAUAAAAGUUCAACAACACAAAAUAAUAACCAGCAGAAAAAAGGGAUCCAGGUGUUACCUGAUGGUCGGGUUACUAACAUUCCUCAAGGGAUGGUGACGGACCAAUUUGGAAUGAUUGGCUUGUUAACGUUUAUCAGGGCAGCAGAGACAGACCCAGGAAUGGUACAUCUUGCGUUAGGAAGUGAUUUAACAACUUUAGGCCUCAAUCUGAACUCUCCUGAAAAUCUCUACCCCAAAUUUGCAUCACCUUGGGCAUCUUCACCUUGUCGACCUCAAGACAUAGACUUCCAUGUUCCAUCUGAGUACUUAACGAACAUUCACAUUAGGGAUAAGCUGGCUGCAAUAAAACUUGGUCGAUACGGAGAAGACCUUCUCUUCUAUCUCUAUUACAUGAAUGGAGGAGACGUAUUACAACUUCUAGCUGCAGUAGAGCUUUUUAACCGUGAUUGGAGAUACCACAAAGAAGAACGAGUAUGGAUUACCAGGGCACCAGGCAUGGAACCAACAAUGAAAACCAAUACAUAUGAGAGGGGAACAUAUUACUUCUUUGACUGUCUUAACUGGAGGAAAGUAGCUAAGGAGUUCCAUUUGGAAUAUGACAAAUUAGAAGAACGGCCUCACCUGCCAUCCACCUUCAACUACAACCCUGCUCAGCAAGCCUUCUAAAAAAAGACUUCCCUUUUCUUGGGGUAUGGCUGUCUCAGCACAAUACUCAACAUAACUGCAGAACUGAUGUGGCUCAGGCACCCUGGUUUUAAUUCCUUGAGGAUUUGGCAAUUGGCUUAUGCAAAGGGUCACCAUUUGAGGUCCUGCCUUACUAAUUAUGUGCUGCCCAACAACUAAAUUUGUAAUUUGUUUUUCUCUAGUUUGAGCAGGGUCUGAAUUUUUUCAUUAUUUUCUUUUUUGCCAGCAGACAGACUUGGGUCUAUAAAGACAAGCAAGUACACUGACAGAAGUUUACCAUUUAGUUUCUAAAAUGUAAAAAAGAAAACCCACAAAAGACUCAACAAAAUUAGACCACAAAAUUUGCAUUGUUCAUUGUAGCACUAUUGGUAAUAAAAUAACAAAUGUUUGUGCAUUUUUAUGUGAAGAUCCUUCUCGUAUUUCAUUUGGAAAGAUGAGCAAGGUCUGCUUCCUUCAUUUUACUUCCCCUUCUGUUUUUGAAAGGCAGUUUCGCCAAGCUUAAUGCAAGAGUAUCUGACUGUUUAGAAGAAAGAUAUUGCCACAAUCUCUGGAUGGUUUCCAGGGUUGUGUUAUUACUGAGCUUCAUCUUUCCAGAAUGAGCAAAACACUGUCCAGUCUUUGUUACGAUUUUGUAAUAAAUGUGUACAUUUUUUUUAAAUUUUUGGACAUCACAUGAAUAAAGGUAUGUAUGUACGAAUGUGUAUAUAUUAUAUAUAUGACAUCUAUUUUGGAAAAUGUUUGCCCUGCUGUACCUCAUUUUUAGGAGGUGUGCAUGGAUGCAAUAUAUGAAAAUGGGACAUUCUGGAACUGCUGGUCAGGGGACUUUGUCGCCCUGUGCACUAAAGGGCCAGAUUUUCAGCAGCCGAGGACACCCAUACCCAAGUGAAUGUGAUGGGACUUAAAGAAGUGACUGAGACGAUUCACUCUGGCUGUUUGAACAGCAGCGUUUCAUAGGAAGAGAAAAAAGAUCAAUCUUGUAUUUUCUGACCACAUAAAGGCUUCUUCUCUUUGUAAUAAAGUAGAAAAGCUCUCCUCA